Messenger RNA from Cynara cardunculus var. scolymus (artichoke), 2013 nucleotides. RefSeq names its product transmembrane and coiled-coil domain-containing protein 4. The transcript has 16 exons. The record is from RefSeq and is a predicted model, not a curated record. Lineage: Eukaryota; Viridiplantae; Streptophyta; Magnoliopsida; Asterales; Asteraceae. The coding region runs from base 1 to 2013 and encodes 670 amino acids.
AUGGAGAGGAAUUGUUGCGAGUCAGCAAAACAAAGACAUGCAAAGGUGGUAGCUAUUUUGCAAUCGGCCGUGAAAAUGUCGUCGACGUUAAUGCGGACGAAGAAACGCGCCGCCGCAGGAUUAUUUGCUUUAGCCCUAAACCAGGUACAGAUCCACCAGACCCGUCCCCUAGGUAAUGUAAUCAGUGCCGAUUCUUUCUCCAACGAACGUCGCCUUUGGGUCCACGAGUCCUCCGGACUGCUCCGUCCCGUCUUUAGGUUCCUAGAUAUUGACAGUGCAGCCUGGCCUGAUCUGGAGACAACUGCUACCACUUCUUUUGUGAAGCGUCAUGUUGGAUCAUUCUUACGAGAACUUGCAGAAGAAAGUGAUGCUCCUUCUCCCGAAGUGUCAGAUCAGGAACUUGCAUUGUCCAAAGCUGUAGACGCAAUGGUAUCAAGCAUAGAAAAAUCCCCAGAACAGUUUGAGCACACAAAAGAGAAGCAUCGUGUAUAUGCACAUGAGUGGCGGGAAAAGUUCGCUGUUAAUGAAUCAAUGGCUGAAACAAAGGAGCACCUUCAAAAGAAGCAACAGAAAGAUUGCAAGUCGCCUAAGGCUGAACAAGUACCUACUGCAUCCAGUAAAGAAGUUGAAGAAAAAACCUUUGAAGAGGCGGGGAUGAUUGAUAACAAAAGAAAAGUCGCUGUCUUAUAUGAGCUUCUUUCAGCUUGUCUGGCAGAUACACCCAAGGAUGACAAGAAAUCUGAACGACCACCAAAGGGGUAUGAUGCUCGUCAUCGUGCUGCCUUGAGGUUGCUGACAACGUGGUUUGAUAUCAAGUGGAUCAACAUGGAAGCGAUUGAGGUGGUUAUUUCUUGUUCUGCAAUGGCUGUAUUGAAACAAGAUGGUGAAAAACAAAACGAGAAUAUCUCAGAUGAAUCAUGGGAGAAGUGGAAACGUGGAGGUCUGAUUGGAGCAGCUGCUAUAACCGGUGGAACCUUAAUGGCAAUCACUGGUGGUUUAGCUGCUCCAGCAAUUGCUUCAGGAGUUGGUGCUUUAGCUCCCACAUUGGGCACCAUUGUCCCAGUGAUUGGAGCUGGUGGAUUUGCUGCUGUUGCAAGUGCUGCAGGGAGCGUUGCAGGCUCUGUUGCAGUUGCCGCAUCAUUUGGAGCUGCUGGAGCUGGACUUACAGGGACUAAGAUGGCCAAAAGGACUGGAAGUGUGGAUGAAUUUGAGUUCAAAGCCAUUGGGGAAAACCAUAAUCAAGGCAGGUUGGCAGUUGAAAUCAUGGUUUCAGGAUUUGUCUUUGAGGAGGACGAUUUUUUGAGGCCGUGGGAAGGACAAACGGAUCAUUCAGAAAGGUAUGCACUACAGUGGGAAUCUGAGCAUCUGAUUGCUGUAAGCACUGCAAUCCAGGAUUUUAUUACAUCAAAACUUGCAUUAGAAUUGAUGAAACAAGGUGCUAUGAUGACAGUGUUAAGCUCUCUUGUAGCCGCUUUAGCCUUGCCUGCAACAUUACUGACUAUAACGGAUAUCAUUGACAGCAAAUGGUCGAUUGCUGUGGACAGAUCCGACAAGGCUGGAAAGCUGCUGACUGAAGUGUUAAUCAACGGAUUGCAGGGUAACAGGCCUGUGACACUAGUAGGUUUCUCACUUGGAGCUCGGGCAAUUUUCAAGUGUCUUCAACAUUUGGCUGAAACUGAUCACAGUAAUCUUGUAGAAAGAGUUGUUCUACUUGGAGCACCAGUUGCUAUAAAAGAUGAAAAUUGGGAAGCGGUUAGGAAGGUUGUUUCUGGCAGAUUGGUAAAUGCUUAUUCAACAAACGACUGGAUGCUUGGAGUAGCCUUCCGUGCCAGUCUCCUUAGUCAAGGAUUAGCUGGAAUUCAACCGGUGGAUGUUCCUGGAAUUGAGAACGUUGACGUUACAGAAGCCAUUGAGGGGCAUUCUUCAUAUUUAUGGGGUACCCGAGAGAUACUAGAUCGGCUUGAUCUUGAUGGGUAUUAUCCUGUUUUCAAAAUCGCUAAUACCCAUCAUUGA